Menidia menidia (Atlantic silverside) is the source of this 1645-nucleotide messenger RNA. The record is from the annotation of a GenBank genome assembly. NCBI's taxonomy places the organism in Eukaryota, Metazoa, Chordata, Actinopteri, Atheriniformes, Atherinopsidae.
CCCACUUUUCUAGCUCUGCAAGCUAAAUAGACUAAACAGACUCAUGAGUCCUUAGAAAACUCCUUUAUUUUCUAUUUGUUUUGUAAAUCACUUUCAGGUAAUCAUGGCCAAAGCUGCAGCUCUGAAGAAAAAGAGGAGGAAGGAUUUUAUACCUUAUUUUCUGGGGUUUGUCAUUUUUUUGUAUGCAACAGUUCACCUGGUUUCAUGGACAGCUAAAAGCUCUCAGGAGACGGGGCCUGUGAGGGUGCGCAGGGCCCUGGAGAAUGAAACGGAGUGCAUCUCGACACAAGCCUCAGAGUUUCCCGAAGGCUUCUUCACCGUCCAGGAGAGGAAGGACGGGGGGCUGGUCAUCUAUUUUAUGCUCAUUUUUUACAUGUUUUUGGCCGUUUCAAUCAUCUGCGACGAUUACUUUCUGCCAUCCCUCGAAGUGAUAAGUGAACGUCUCGGACUUUCUCAGGAUGUGGCAGGAGCAACCUUCAUGGCAGCUGGGAGUUCUGCACCCGAGCUGGUCACCGCCUUUCUGGGUGUUUUCGUUACUAAGGGGGACAUCGGGGUCAGCACCAUUGUAGGUUCAGCUGUCUACAACCUGCUGGGAAUCUGUGCUGCCUGUGGACUCCUGGCCUCCAUGGUGGGGCGCCUCACCUGCUGGCCUCUGUUCAGGGACUGCCUGGCAUACGGAAUCAGCGUCUCCGCUGUUAUUGGCAUAAUCACUGAUAACAAGGUGUACUGGUACGAGGCGGCCUGCCUGCUGCUGGUCUACGGCGUGUACGUGGUGGUCCUGUGCUUCGACCUGCGCAUCAGCGAGUUCGUCCUGAGGAAGCUGAGCCCCUGCUGCACGUGCCUGGCGUCCGGCGCCGGCGAGAAGCUGGAGACGCAGCCCCUGAUUGGCUGGCACGACGACACCGGCCUGCGGGUCCGCGUCCGCUCCAGGACGGACAGCGGCAUCUUCCAGGACGACUCCGGGUACUCCCACCUCUCCCUCAGCCUGCACGGCCUCAACGAGAUCCCAGAAGAGCACAAAAGUGUGUUUUCGGUCCCGGAGAGCGACCUGAAGAGGAUCCUCUGGGUCCUGUCUCUGCCGGUCAUCACUCUGCUUUUCAUGACCAUCCCCGACUGCAGGAGAAGGUUCUGGAAGUCGUGGUUCAUGAUAACCUUCCUCAUGUCCGCCGUCUGGAUCUCAGCCUUCACCUACGUGCUGGUCUGGAUGGUCACCGUGGUCGGUGAGACUCUGGGCAUACCUGAUACAGUGAUGGGGCUCACCUUACUGGCUGCUGGGACCAGUAUACCCGACACCGUGGCCAGUGUGAUGGUGGCCCGAGAGGGGAAAGCCGACAUGGCCAUGUCCAACAUUGUGGGCUCCAACGUCUUCGACAUGCUGUGCCUGGGCCUGCCCUGGUUCAUCAAGACCGCCUUUGUGGACACCAACAACCCCGUGGAGGUCAACAGCACCGGCCUGCUCUUCAUCUCCUCCACGCUCCUCCUCUCAAUCGUCUUCCUCUUCGUGUCGGUGCACGUCAACGGGUGGAAGCUGGACUGGAAGUUGGGGCUCGUCUGUCUCUUUUGCUACAUCCUCUUCGCCACGUUGUCCAUCCUGUAUGAGCUGGGGAUCAUUGGGAAUAAUCCCAUAAGGUUUUGCAGUGACUGA